Messenger RNA from Myripristis murdjan (pinecone soldierfish), 1942 nucleotides. RefSeq names its product serpin peptidase inhibitor, clade H (heat shock protein 47), member 1b (gene serpinh1b). The record is from RefSeq and is a predicted model, not a curated record. Bases 131 to 1348 code for a protein of 405 amino acids. Gene Ontology annotation, biological process: collagen fibril organization; negative regulation of endopeptidase activity. Lineage: Eukaryota; Metazoa; Chordata; Actinopteri; Holocentriformes; Holocentridae. Gene Ontology annotation, cellular component: endoplasmic reticulum. The transcript is spliced from 7 exons. Gene Ontology annotation, molecular function: serine-type endopeptidase inhibitor activity.
UUUCUCUCCCAGGAUAUAUAGAGCGGCAGAGUGUAACAGUGACGCUACUCUACAGGACACACAACUCAGAGGAGAAACCCUGCAAAUCUGUGCCAGGCUUUUUUACAGGCUGCUUUUGGAGACAGACAGGAUGUGGGUGACUAACAUCGCAGCUCUGUGUCUGCUGGCCCUGCUGGCCUCUGCAGAGGAGAAGAAGCUGAGCAACCAUGCCACCACGCUGGCUGAGAACAGCGCCAACUUGGCUUUCAGCCUCUACCACAACAUGGCAAAGGAGAAGGACACAGAGAACAUCAUCAUCUCCCCCGUGGUGGUUGCCUCCUCUCUGGGUAUGGUGGCCCUUGGUGGCAAGGCCUCCACUGCCUCUCAGGUCAAAACUGUCCUCAGUGCUGACAACCUGCAAGAUGAUCAUCUGCAUGCAGGCCUGUCAGAGCUGCUGACUGAGGUGAGCGAUGCCAAAAAACGGAACACUACCUGGAAAAUCAGCAACCGCCUCUAUGGCCCCAGCUCCGUCUCUUUCGUUGAUGACUUUGUCAAGAACAGCAAGAAGCACUACAACUACGACCACUCAAAAAUUAACUUCAGGGACAAGAGGAGUGCGGUGAACUCCAUCAACGAAUGGGCAGCCAAGUCAACAGAUGGCAAACUGCCUGAGGUCACCAAGGAUGUGCAGAACGCAGAUGGUGCCAUGAUUGUCAACGCCAUGUUCUUCAAGCCUCACUGGGACGAGAAAUUCCACGAGAAAAUGGUGGACAACCGUGGUUUCCUGGUUACCCGCUCAUUCACUGUUGGAGUUGCCAUGAUGCAUCGCACAGGUCUGUACGACUUCCAUGAGGACACAGAGAACCGUAUCUUUGUGCUGAACAUGCCCUUGGGCCAGAAGCAGGCCUCUAUGAUCCUUAUCAUGCCCUACCACCUGGAGCCCCUGGCCCGCUUGGAGAAACUCCUGACCAAGAAACAGGUUGACACCUGGCUCAGCAAAAUGGAGAAAAAGGCUGUGGCCAUCUCCCUCCCCAAGAUCAGCAUGGAAGUGAGCCACAACCUCCAGAAACAUCUGGCUGACCUUGGCCUGACUGAGGCUGUGGACAAAGCCAAGGCUGACCUGUCCAAGAUCUCUGGAAAGAAGGACCUCUACCUCUCCAAUGUCCUCCACGCCUCUGCCCUAGAGCUGGACACUGAGGGGAACCCCUACGAUUCCAGCAUCUUUGGCACCGACCAGCUGAGGAACCCCAAGCUUUUCUAUGUAGAUCACCCCUUCAUUUUCCUGGUUAAAGACAACAAGACCAACUCCAUCCUCUACAUUGGCAGAGUGGUUCGGCCCAAAGGAGAGAAGAUGCGCGAUGAGCUAUAAUAUUGGCACUGGUGCUGUGGGUUGUGAUGGGUAGUUUUGUUACAAGUGAGAUCAUGGCAGGAAAAGAUGCAUAUGUUUUGGUAUGACUGUUACCUCAAGAGCACAUUCCAAUAGGCAAUCUGUGGACUGAAUAUCUGAGCUUACUGGUUUUAAAAAUGUUAAAUCCUCCCAGGGAACAAUUGUGUAUUGGUUUUACCGAAUGCUGUUUGAUCUAUUUAAAACCCCUUUGGAUCCAGUAAUAUUCCCAAUAACACAUAAAGACACCAUUACGUGCCUUAUAUUAAAUUUCCAGAAGCAAACUGCAGUUGGCAGGGCAGACAGCAUGCUUAUAUUAAGUAUGAUCUUUGUUUUUUUCUCUUUACAUCCUGGUGUUGGCCAGUGUUGGCCAGUAUUGGUCAGACUGUGAUCCAUGUGCGUUCUCUUGCAUUAUCUUUAACGUUUAAAGAAACAAAGAUCUUUGCACAAGCUUGUUUUCUGGUUCUAUAGUUUCACUCUCUUCCUCAGGCGCUCAGUUUUUUUUUUGCUUCCCAUCUGCACUGAAUUGUUCCUCUGCAUUAGCUGACCUGGCAGUGGAAAGGUAACAAAUGGUGCCUG